Molecule: messenger RNA, 2542 nt
Organism: Rattus norvegicus (Norway rat)
Lineage: Eukaryota; Metazoa; Chordata; Mammalia; Rodentia; Muridae
Gene: Galnt4
Product: polypeptide N-acetylgalactosaminyltransferase 4
Exons: 1
Coding region: 247-1983 (578 amino acids)
Cellular component (GO): Golgi membrane
Molecular function (GO): polypeptide N-acetylgalactosaminyltransferase activity; carbohydrate binding
Source: RefSeq, marked provisional
AAGUUCUGAGAAGAGCAGGAGGAAGUGGGCACCAGUUGUGCUGCACCAGAGGCCGGGGAGCGAGGGGUCUCAAGUGACCCCUGGGAAACUCCGGUGUCAGGAAGGAGCCGAGCGCCUACAUGAAAGGAGGGACCUUCUCGGAAGUUCGCCCCUACCUGAGCCGGGAACUCCAGCUUCAGGAUCCGCUGCACUCCCCCCGCGUGCUGGCUCGGUGGCCGCGUCUACACACGACCUCUGAGGUUCCGGAUGGCCGUGAGGUGGACAUGGGCAGGCAAAAGCUGCCUGCUGCUGGCGCUUUUAACACUGGCUUAUAUUCUGGUGGAGUUCUCGGUCUCUACUUUGUAUGCCUCCUCGGGAGCUGACCGUGCCAGGGAGCUGGGGCCAAGGAGACUCUCAGAUCAUGAGACAAGGGAAGAGGAUUUGUCUCAGCCUCUUUAUAAAAAGCCCCCUGCAGAUUCCCAUGCUCUUGGGGAAUGGGGGAGAGCAAGCAAACUCCAGCUCGAUGAGGGUGAACUGAAGCAGCAAGAAGAACUCAUUGAGAGAUACGCCAUCAACAUUUACCUCAGUGACAGGAUCUCCCUGCACCGCCACAUAGAGGAUAAAAGAAUGUAUGAGUGUAAAGCCAAGAAGUUCCACUACAGGUCGCUCCCCACCACCUCCGUUAUCAUCGCCUUUUAUAAUGAAGCCUGGUCCACUCUGCUUCGAACCAUUCACAGUGUUCUAGAAACUUCUCCAGCUGUGCUUUUAAAGGAGAUCAUCUUGGUGGAUGACUUAAGUGACAGAAUUUAUCUGAAGGCUCAACUUGAAGCUUAUAUCAGCAACCUCGAUAGAGUUCGCUUGAUUAGAACCAAUAAGAGAGAGGGGCUGGUCCGGGCCCGUCUGAUUGGGGCCACUUUUGCCACCGGGGAUGUCCUCACUUUCCUGGAUUGUCACUGUGAGUGUAACACUGGUUGGUUGGAACCGCUUUUGGAAAGGAUCAGUAGAGAUGAAACAGCAAUUGUAUGUCCUGUCAUCGACACCAUCGACUGGAAUACUUUCGAAUUCUAUAUGCAGACCGGGGAGCCCAUGAUUGGUGGUUUUGACUGGCGUUUGACCUUCCAGUGGCAUUCUGUCCCCAAACAUGAAAGGGACAGGCGGACAUCAAGAAUUGACCCCAUCAGGUCACCCACCAUGGCAGGAGGCCUGUUUGCUGUCAGCAAGAAGUAUUUUCAGUACCUGGGAACGUAUGACACUGGCAUGGAAGUCUGGGGAGGUGAAAACCUUGAGCUGUCUUUCAGGGUUUGGCAGUGCGGCGGCAAGCUGGAGAUCCACCCAUGUUCUCACGUGGGCCACGUGUUUCCCAAGCGGGCGCCCUACGCUCGCCCCAACUUCCUACAGAACACCGCUAGGGCGGCGGAAGUGUGGAUGGAUGACUACAAAGAGCAUUUCUAUAACCGGAACCCUCCCGCUCGAAAAGAGACCUAUGGCGAUAUUUCGGAAAGGAAGUUACUGAGGGAACGGCUGCAAUGUAAGAGCUUCGACUGGUAUUUGAAAAAUGUGUUCUCUAACUUACACGUUCCGGAGGAUAGACCUGGCUGGCACGGAGCCAUCCGCAGUAUGGGCAUCUCUUCAGAGUGCUUAGAUUAUAAUGCACCGGACAACAACCCUACGGGUGCUAACCUUUCGCUGUUUGGAUGCCACGGUCAAGGGGGCAAUCAGUUCUUUGAAUAUACUUCAAACAAGGAAAUCAGAUUUAAUUCCGUGACGGAAUUAUGUGCAGAGGUCCCCCAACAAAAGGAUUAUGUAGGGAUGCAAAACUGCCCCAAAGAUGGGCUCCCCAUUCCAGUUAACAUCAUUUGGCAUUUUAAAGAAGACGGGACGAUUUUUCACCCUCACACAAGACUGUGUCUUAGUGCUUACCGGACAGCCGACGGCCGACCUAGCGUACAGAUGAAAACUUGUGAUGCCCUUGAUAAAAACCAGAUCUGGAGGUUCGAGAAAUAGACAAGCAGAACAGCUUUCUGGGGCUGACUGUAGCCUCUGGAAAGUAACCCUGCCCAGUGAUGAUUGUACUUUUACCAGAAGUCACCUGGCAGCUGUCUGUAAGAACACUGGAAAGCCAUGGUUCAUCUGGGGAUAUCUCUCUGAAGCUGGGUACACAGAGCACUGCUGCUCAAUAUCUCAAAGUGCCUUCUUUGCUCUCGGGUUUUAUUUAAAAGCUUUGUCGAUAUGGUCUUCUGCAACUCCUUAAGGAAAGCCGCUGUGAACUGAGAUGCACAGAACACUUAAGUGUGGGCUAAGGGUGGAGCUUAGCAGUAGAAUGCUUAGCUAACACGUGUAAGACCCUGAGUCCCACCCACUGCACCACAAAAUACGUGCAAGGCUUAAUAUUUAGAACAUAAGAGUCCAGGCAACAUGGGGUGAGAUUCGUUCUGAUUGGUAAAUUCAUUGCAUGAACUUUUCUUUUUUUUUUUUAAUCAAAACAUGUGAAUGUGUAAUUAGAGCUAUUACUUUUUGAUUAUACCCUUUUAGUAAGCAUAUUAAAUUUUAGGUUUCUAAAAAA